UUUGCAAAUGGUACAUGAACCGAGUCAUUUUUCCCCUUAGUCUCCACUCAUAAACAACAGAAACCUGCACAAAUAGAGAAACCUGGAACUGGGGUAAAUACCUUUUGACAUCCCUGCAGUAUUGCACUGACAGUUGGUAAACACCCAGCAGAGUUUUGCCUAGUCUACCUGAGAAUGAGGUCUCUGCAGAACAAAAGUGGGUGUUUCUGACUUUGUGAGUGUUUUCAAACUGGUGGGUUUUUCUAAAUCAUAACCAUCACUAUGACAUGGGCCAAUCAGGUAGCAUGGUUGAAAACACCUCUCUGUCAAUGGAAUUUACCACCAUAGUUAGCUAACGAUGCUUUUGGGAAACACACCCCUGGUAAGUAACAUUACUUUCCUGCAUAGACCUAUUCUUGGUCUUCCUGGAAGCAUGUGGGUGUGUUUUUCCAGCCCUCUUUGAAGCUUUAAGAGAGUUUGGCAGACGGGUAUCUCUCAAGAUUGACAGGAGAAGAGCUGCUCUUCAGAAUUAGUUCUGCAGUCAACAGUUGUCCAAGUUCUGGCACGAUGAAGGGUAUUAUUCCCAAGAACAAAACCAAAGGUACUGAUUUCUGCGGUGUGAACGACUACUAUUAUAUAAUCCGCUCUGACCUUGGCUGCUAUAUGCAGUCAAGUAAUUUUAAUAAAGCUUUAGACAUCACUAUUUUAAGUCUGCACCCUGCCUGCCAAAAUGGAGACCAUUACCUUGGUAGUGGAGAUGGCUACUUUUACAUCAUCAAGGGCAAGUCAUACCGCAGAGCCACCAACCUGACGACAGACAGCGAUGGUGUGGUUUACAGCCUUCAUCCCAACUGCCAGGGUGGGGACCACUACCUCGGAGCCUUUGGCAAGUUCUACAUCAUCUUCCAAGGAAAGGGCACUUACCGAAGAACAACAAACAUGAAUAAAGACUCGGAUUCUGUAGAAUACCCAUUGCAUCCCAACUGCAGAGAUGGCCUGUAUUACUGGGGCCUGCCAAACCACUACUACUUCCUCAAGCCUGUCUCAGAGUGGGGUGUUGAGUACUACAAAGGGACCAACUUCAACAAAGACGAGUGCACUGCUGUCUAUUCUGUUCAUCCCGAUAUACUUAACUUCCUUCCUGGAGGGCUGUCAAUGACUAAAGGCCCAGCCUUUGGCAUUUGGGAGAACAUUAAAACCAUAACUAAUGACAGCAAUACACCAGUGACAUGGCAAAAGAAAGUCAUUAAAAGGGUUGGAUACAAUAAGGAGAAGAUGUCCCAGAUCACACACAACUGGAAGAUAGCCAUGUCAACCUCGGCUGAAUCUAAAGACCUCUUAGGGUUAAUUGCAAAGUACCAGUUCUCUUUUUCAACUGAAUAUGGAGGUUCACAUGUCAGCACUGACAACGAAAGCUGGAAUGAAGCAACUGAAGUGGAAGAAAAUCUCACAUUUGGGCUGAAACCAAAUGAGCGUUUAUAUCUGUGGCAGUACAAAAUGGGUCUUGGUCAAGAACCGGUGUUGUUCUGCCGUGAUAUAAAGAUCGACGAUGAGCCAAACCCUCCAACUGAUGUCCCGCUGCCACCUGCAAAAUAAUGAAAAAAUAUCAGGAUUGGUUAACUCCAUGGAUAAACCAGUUAAACUCAGUUAAAUACCUUAUUUCUAACUUUACAAGCAGUUAUUGGGAUAUCUGCAAGAAUUUCUGAAAAACUGUAAGGAGAGAGGAGGUUGGUACUGUAUAGCAUGUAACAUUUGGGCUUUGUUUUUAAUGUUAAUAAAAAGGUGGUUACUGCA
This is a messenger RNA of Onychostoma macrolepis, 1773 nucleotides long. RefSeq lists its product as uncharacterized. The record is from RefSeq and is a predicted model, not a curated record. NCBI's taxonomy places the organism in Eukaryota, Metazoa, Chordata, Actinopteri, Cypriniformes, Cyprinidae. The transcript has 2 exons. The coding region runs from base 547 to 1575 and encodes 342 amino acids.